Molecule: messenger RNA, 1776 nt
Organism: Colletotrichum phormii
Lineage: Eukaryota; Fungi; Ascomycota; Sordariomycetes; Glomerellales; Glomerellaceae
Product: family 76 glycosyl hydrolase
Exons: 3
Coding region: 1-1776 (591 amino acids)
Biological process (GO): carbohydrate catabolic process; fungal-type cell wall biogenesis
Molecular function (GO): mannan endo-1,6-alpha-mannosidase activity
Source: RefSeq, a predicted model, not a curated record
AUGAUCGCAAUGCGGGGCCGGACAACAUGGUCUGUAAGCCGGCUUUUGCCGGCACUUUUACUGGCGACCGUCCAGUUCACCACAGCAUACAACUUGGACACAAGUGACCAAGCCGGUAUCAAAACCAUUGCGAGGUCAAUGACUGAAGAUCUGAUGUCGUUCUACGACGGAGACAAACCUGGCAAGACCCCAGGUCUUCUUCCCGAUCCAUACUACUGGUGGGAGGCCGGCGCGAUGAUGGGCACCAUGAUCGAUUACUGGUACUACACAGGUGACAGCACUUGGAAUGAUGUUGUCACUCAGGGUCUCCUCCACCAAGUCGGCAAAUUCAACGAUUACAUGCCAGAGAAUCAGACGCGAACCGAGGGAAACGACGAUCAAGGAUUUUGGGGACUCGCAGUGAUGUCUGCUGCCGAGCAUGGGUUCCCCAACCCCCCGGAUGACCAACCACAAUGGCUUGCCCUGGCGCAGGCUGUGUUUAACACCCAGGCCGCACGCUGGGAUCCGGACCAUUGCAAUGGAGGACUUCGAUGGCAGAUCUUCCAGUGGAACAACGGUUACGACUACAAGAACACCAUUUCCCAAGCCUGCUUCUUCGCUCUUGCCGGGCGCCUGGCUGUGUACACCGGCAACUCGUCCUACUCCGACUGGGCAGAGAGAACAUGGGAGUGGAUGGUUAAUGUCAAAUUCAUUUCCGACGACUACUACGUCUACGACGGCGGCCACAUUCAGUACAACUGCACAAACAUCGUACCGUAUCAAUGGACCUACAAUGCCGGCGGUAUGAUUCUUGGCGCUGCCGCCAUGUACAACCACACCGGCAACGAGGUGUGGAAGAACCGACUCGACGGGCUGGUCAAGGGCGCAGAUGUCUUCUUUGUUGGCGAGGAAAAGAAUAUCAUGCAAGAGGUGGCAUGCGAGACGGUUGAACUCUGCAACCUGGACCAGCAGUCCUUCAAGGCAUACCUCAGCCGCUGGCUUGCGGCCAUCACCAAAUGGGCCCCGCACUUGACAGAUGGCAUCAUGUCCAAGAUUCGCGCUUCAUCUAUCGCAGCUGCUUCGCAGUGCAAAGGCGGUACGAAUGGACGCAUGUGCGGGUUGAAGUGGACCGAAAACGGGACUUGGGAUGGAAUGCAGGGUGUCGGACAACAGAUGGCCGCCCUCGAAAUCACGCUCGGCAACCUCAUCGAAUCUUCCAAUGCACCUCAUACUGCAGACGUUGGCGGCACUUCUCAGGGCGAUCCUGGAGCUGGAGGUAACGACAUCGGCCGGACGGUCCCUGCAGUCUCAACUUUACCACCAUUAGGCGGUGGCGAUACGGCCGGCGCAGCAAUCUUGACGAUGGUUGUGCUGGGCCUCCUGAUUGUGGCUGUCAUAUGGAUGAUGCUGGACGAAACGUCCAAGAAGCCCAUGAAGGAGCGCUUCUUCGAUUUCCGCUCCGCGCUCCUCAGUGGUGGUGGCCUUGCCGCACUGAGUGCCAGGCGGAAGAACGAAGAGAUGAAUGAGGAGGGCAAGGGGGUCGACAAUGACGCUUCUAGUGACAGUUCGCGUGAGAAUGGGAUACUAUCUCCUUUACCGACGAAAGGAUACACAAUGAGCAGCCACCAAGGCCUUCCACAGCGAGGAAGCGUGCUCUCUCAGAUAAGCGGGACGACAGCGGUCACGGAUCCGCCUCCAGGAAUUCCCAUGGUUCGAGAGAAGAGAUUGAGCAGGAAGAGCCGGAACCCUGCGUUGCGCAACAGCAUUGCGUCACAGCGAUCGGCUCGAAUUGAGUAG